AUGUCUGAGGUGGAUGCUCAAGAAGAGUUUCACGACGCCCCGGAAGAGGCAGUCAUUGAAAUUCAGAAAGAGUUCGUCGCCGAGAUCGAGCAGGAUAAUAGCAAUGCUCAACCAGCCGGUAAGCCAGGGUGCGGUAGUGUAAAAUUUUCAAGUUUGAAUAAUUCAGAGGAAGGAGACGAGCAACUUGUGACCGCUGAAGCCGACGAUGAGAAGAGUGCUCAGCAAGUUGAUGAGGACCGUACUGAAGAUCAGGUCCCCGAUAUCACUGGAACGGAGUACGUGGACCCAAUGACAACAAGCAUGGACGGAAUUGAAGAUCUUCCAGCCAACGAGGAGACUCAGUUCGAAGACACAAUCAUCGAGGAAGACGAACUCCCCGAUCAGCUAGAGUCAGCGGAACAUCAGGAGCCGCGCUCAGAGGUUAUUUCCUCCGUUAUCGAAGAGGAAAUAAUUGAGGAGGAAGAGAUUGAGGAAAGCGAACCAGUAAGUUUAAAACAAUCAACAUUUACUUAUCAACACUUUGCUAAUCAAUCCGUCGAAGAAUCAGCUCCAGCUGCUGACGAGCCAGCCGCGGAGGAAGCUGCUCCAGCCGAGGAUGCUUCAGCUGAGGAAGCUGCACCAGAGGAGGCUGCUCCAGCUGAAGAAGCUGCUCCAGCUGAGGAGGCCCCAGCUGAGGAGCCAGUUGCCGAAGAAGCAGCUCCAGCUGAGGAAGCUGCUCCAGCCGAGGAGCCAGUUGCUGAGGAAGCUGCUCCAGCCGAAGAUGCUCCAGCUGAGGAAGCUGCUCCGGCUGAGGAGCCAGUUGUGGAGGUCGCUGUUGAGGAAGCUCCGGCUGAUGAGCCAGCUCCAGCUGAGGAGACUGAGCCAGAAGCUGAGAAGCAAGAGUUCGAGCUUCAAGCUCCACCAGAGGGAAAGCGUCCACGCACUCCAAAUGACUUGGACACUCCAGCUGCUGAUGAGGAGCCAGUUGCCGAAGAGGCUGAUGCCGCUUCCGAGGUGCCACCAACUCCAAAGACUGCUGCUUCUGAGAAGCAAUCAGUCCCAGCCACACCAAGAUCGGCUGUGCCAUCCGAGGUUCCAGCUACACCAAAAUCAGCUGCUCCAUCGGAGGUUCCACCAACUCCAAAGUCUGCGGCACCAUCGGAAGUGCCACCAACUCCGAAAUCGGCAGCUCCAUCAGAGGUUCCACCAACCCCAAAAUCAGCUGCGCCAUCGGAGGUCCCACCAACUCCAAAGUCUGCUGCUCCAUCAGAUGUGCCACCAACUCCGAAGAGCAAUGGACAUAUCGCUAAUGGAAGCAUCCCAGGAACACCAUCGGUUGCUCAAGAAAGCGCCAAGGCUACUCCAGCAGCCACACCAGCUGCUACGGCCACUCCAGCCGCCACGGCUACCCCAGCAGCUACUGGAACUCCAAAAGCUAACACUGCUUUCAACUUUGAGGAGACUCCAGCCACUCCAAAGUCUAGCGUACCAGCGACACCAAUUGAUUCCAACUUGACCACUCCAGCUGCACCAAAGACACCAAAGACACCCAAAACCCCACGUACCCCACGCACGCCACGCACUCCAAAAACACCAAAAACUCCGGCAGUUGCUGAGCCAGAGCCAGAACCAGAAGCAGUCGAGGAGGAGCCAGCCGCAGAGCCAGAGCCAGAGCCAGAGCCAGCAGCUGAAGAAGCCGCUCCAGAACCAGAACCAGUUGCUGAGGAAGCCGAGCCAGAAGCCGCUGAGGAACGACAAGAGCCAGAGCCAGUCGCCGAGGAGGCCGCUCCAGAGCCAGAAGCUGUCGAGGAGCCAAUCGAAAAGACCGAGGUCACUGAAGAAGAAUCUGCUCCACCAGCAGCCGCUCGUCAGUCGUCUCCAUCUCCACCACCAGCUCGCCGUCGCGCCCAAUCACCAUCUCCGGAACGAAAACGCCAGUCUCGUCAUGCCGACCGUGACAUCACCAGCUAUGAUGAGGACUCGUACAGAACCGUUCCACCAUUAAGAAUCCCAGCGGCCACUUCGUUCUCCUCGUGGAGUCCACCAGACAAGCAGACCUACACCCCAAUCAGCCCAUUCGUCAGCACUGCCAACAAAUACCGCAACGAGUAUACCUCGGGUACCAGCUACCGCCCAAGCAACAUCUACACUUCUCAUUUCGACGAUAUUGUGGCUACUGGAGCUUUCUCAUCGGCACUUUAUUCCACAACCCGUUUGAUUGAGAGAUCGCGUAGUCGUACUCGUGAACGCAAACAAGCUAUGAGAUCACAGAGAUCUGCUUCCAACUAUUACAGAUACGUUUCCCAAUACCCAGCACCAACCCGUGCUCGUGAGUACUCCACCCCACCAACCCGCGCUAUCAGCCGUCCACCAAGCCGCAACUCCAGCUUCAUCUCCUUCCUCGACUACUCGGAUUCCAAGCAAGGAGAGCUCUCCCGUGCCGCCUCUCGCACCUCCAUCUACGGAGACUCCCUGUCCAGAAGCACAUCUCGCGCCAACGUUGAUGCCUAUUUGGGUGGUGGAAGACUUUCUCGUGUUGAUAGCUACGUUCGUGAUAUCCACACUCCAUACGAGUACGAGGUUCCAUCAACUUACGAGAGAUACCGCUCAUCUUCCCGUGGACCAUCUUCUUAUUCUACUGGAUAUACUCGUAUAUUCAGACAGAAAUUCGACCUUGCCUAUACCCCAUCCACAAGAUACCAGAGAGAAACCAGCCCGGCAAUGGUCCGCAGCAUGUAUGAGGGACGCAUCGGACAACUCGAAAGAUCGCUGUCUCGUGAGGUGAUCCAGAAAGACAGAUUGCGCUCCGAGUACCAACAGUUGUCAUCGAAACUUGACCAGGCUGUCCGUCAAAUGGAAUUGCUCAGGUCUAACUCAUACAGCAGCUAUCGUGGACAAUCACUUCCCCGCACUAGCGUCUACUCCCACUUCUAUCCCCCGUAUACACCUCCCAGUAUGGAAGAUCAUCGACUGACAAAUCGGUCGGACAUUCGGCGCUCCAUAGCUUAUACUCUGGAUUUGCGCGCGACUGGGCUACCUACAACUGAGCGAUGGCGCCUGGGAAAUGUUGUAUAUGGUGGUUUGUAUCGCAAGAAAAUCGAUCCAGAGCUUGAAAAAGCCGUUCAAUAUUAUAGUUCCUGUGCUAAAAGAAGAAGAUCCUAA
This is a messenger RNA of Caenorhabditis briggsae, 3141 nucleotides long. The record is from RefSeq and is a predicted model, not a curated record. NCBI's taxonomy places the organism in Eukaryota, Metazoa, Nematoda, Chromadorea, Rhabditida, Rhabditidae. The transcript has 16 exons. The coding region runs from base 1 to 3141 and encodes 1046 amino acids.